AUGAGGCGGGUCGAGGUGGUGAAAGGCGGAGAUUUCCGGCGAGAUCUGGACAGAGAAGGCAUUGCCAGAGAGGUAGACGAGCUUGAGGUGCAGCGGGCGAGGGGGGAGAGGGUGUCAUUUAGGUGGUUGUCACGGAGGUCAAUGAGGCGGAGCUGGUCGAGGGAUGCAAAGUCAUCAAUGGGGCAGCAGAGGGCUUAUUUCAACAUACAAACAGAGACAUGGAUGUCGUGCCCCCAUGUCAGCGGACUGACAGCGCUGCUCAAGGCUUUGAGUCUUGCGGCCAUCCAAUCGGCACUCGACUACCGCCUACACAACAGACGGGAGAGACCACCCCAUGAUAUGACAUAUCCACGGGCAAAAAGUCCACACCAUUCGAUCCUGGAGCAGGGCACAUUAACUCCAUAUCCUCCCUCGACCCAGGCCUGGUCGACAACAGUAACAUCAGAAGAAGUUGAGAUGUGGGUGUUUCGUUUGUAA
Striga asiatica is the source of this 477-nucleotide messenger RNA. The record is from the annotation of a GenBank genome assembly. Lineage: Eukaryota; Viridiplantae; Streptophyta; Magnoliopsida; Lamiales; Orobanchaceae.